This is a messenger RNA of Odontomachus brunneus, 2839 nucleotides long. Its product is annotated as nuclear RNA export factor 1-like. Gene Ontology annotation, biological process: poly(A)+ mRNA export from nucleus. Gene Ontology annotation, cellular component: nucleus. Gene Ontology annotation, molecular function: protein binding; RNA binding. The transcript has a single exon. Bases 403 to 1989 code for a protein of 528 amino acids. The record is from RefSeq and is a predicted model, not a curated record. NCBI's taxonomy places the organism in Eukaryota, Metazoa, Arthropoda, Insecta, Hymenoptera, Formicidae.
GAACAAAGUCGAACAUUGAUACAUCGCUGUGCGUCACCAGCGAGUUAACCUCAAAACGAGCCGCCGUUACGACUAGAUGUAUUCGAACAAGUUCGGACCUUGAGAUUUUGAACGUGCCUUGGAAUCUUCCUUGGCUUUAUUUUUGCUUAAGAUUCUUUCAAACAGCCUUAUUGAUUCUAUAUUAAUCUUUAUUCUCAUAUUGACUUGGAGUGGUGUUAGGGGAAUAUGUCUCUUUUGAGAAUCCCUGUAACCAGAUACUGAAGGAACCUCAAAACGGAAUAUGUAAACAAACAACGAAGAAGCUUCCCGCGAGAUCGAAGGUAGAUGUGAAGCAAGGGACAAAAGGUUUGAGACAAUUAUAAGAAAAUUUUGAUAGUUUAGAAGCAUAGAUAAGAUUGCACAAUGAAUCAGAUAAAGCAGGAAAGCCUGUCGAAUAUGCCACCUAUUGCCACUCAGCUGGAUUCUUCAGCAGCUAUAAAAUUAAGCAUAGGCGCAAAGAUGACUCUUGAAAGGUCACUGAUGGCUCGUACCGAUAUAUGGCAUCAGAUAAAAAUCAUGAGAGGCAGACAUUACGACAAGGAGACCGUCUUGAAGGCUAUUCUGAAGGCAGUGGAGCCGGCAGAUUUGAUACCGAUAAGUUACCAGGUUUGCGGUGAGGACACAUACUUCAUAGCGAGAAACUGUGGUCCUGCCCUUGACAAGCUGUGCAAAACAAGCCUGAUCAUCAAGAAUGCCAGCGGUGAUGCUCUGAUUCUUGUGAUCAUCCUGGGCUUUGCUUCCAUAAACAACUUGCAGGUAAACUUACAACCACUUCUAUUGACUGCUCUUACCAAGAGGUACGAUCCAAAUGAGAGGGCACUGAAUCUGGAGAACUUCCAUACAGAUCCAGAUGUAGCCAAAACAGUAUACUGUCCCUUAUCUCAACUGAGAACUUCCAAUCACGUUCUGAAGCUUGCCAAGACAACCAUAACUACUUUGGAAUACCUGAAUCUACAGCAUAAUGAGCUAUUCAACAUAUCAGCUAUAGAGAAUUCGAAUUUAACAGGUAUCAAGUAUUUGGAUCUGAGGCACAACAAUCUGCUGAACAUGUGUGCGUUGGCCCCUCUGAAGAAUCUGCCCAUCACCAAACUUUGGCUGGAUGGCAAUCCCCUCUGCGAAAAUUACUGGACAGAGAAGCAAUACGUAGAGUCUGCCAAAAAGUAUUGCCCACACUUACAGGAGCUUGACGGGGUGUGCGUCGCGCCGAAGAUGCCUUUCAUGUACAAGGACUAUUUUGGGAACGAUAAGACGCAGCGGCUCGUGCAGAAAUUCGCAAUGCACUUCUUCAAUCUGUAUGAUCAACCCGAGAGGUCGGUCCUGAGGGGCCUCUACCACAAAAAUGCAAUUUACUCCAUGAGUUUCGCCAUUCCCAACACCGUCGCCGCCAAGAAGAACCUCCAGCAGUACAUGACAUACAGUAGAAAUCUAAUGAGGAGGACCCAGAAGAAGAUUACUACCUGCUAUCAAGAUCAGGAUGAGAUCCUGACGGGACACAGCAAAUUGCCCAAGAGCUAUCACGACAGGAACUCUUUCAAGUACGACGUCAUGUACGAUGAUGGGAAAUGUCUGGUGAUAUGCGUCUCGGGCAUAUUCAAGAAGCUGAGUUCAGGCAUCAACGUGCUCUCGUUCAGCCGCACCUUUGUGUUGUUGGCCAGCGAAGACAACGAAUAUCACAUCAUGAACGAUCAGUACCAUAUUGAUGUGGCGCCCGAGAAGAUUACGCCUGACAAAAUAACGCCCAGGAUUGCAUACGACGAGAUCACGCCGAUCUGCUUCAGCCCGAGCGAGAAGAACGUACUGAUAGUCCGAAUGGGGCAGAUCACCACGCUGAACCAGGAGUGGUGCGAGACUUACUUGUCGGAGGCCAAAUGGGACAUGAGAUUGGCAUUGACCAGCUUCAUGAAAGACUAUAAAUCCUUGUCGGUACCGGAGCACGCGUUCUACAAAUAGGACGUGUACAAUUAUUGCAGAAUGUUGAUCUGUUCAUCAAUUACAAAGGUUUACACCAAUUUUUACUAUAAAAUUAUGUGUCAUGCAUUCGGUUUACGCUAACCGAGGUUUCUUUUUUCGUAUAAAUUCGUCUCGCGCUAGCGAUUUCCGUUCAGAUACUUUGCGACUUCAACACGAAUGCCGCAAUGAUCACCAAUCACCGAUGCUAUUAUAUUAACGCGUCCCAUUAAGUUGCAUAUAAACUGUAAUCAAAUGCUUAAGAAAUUCCACAGUCAAUAAAGAACCGAUGAAGCGAGGCGAAAGCACAUAGUACGAACUAUCUGCCGUGUCCUCGAUGAUUCAAUCGUCACUUAUCUCUCGUGCAAGCAACGAACAUCAACGCGACAGUCAAUGUGAUCAUGAAAUUCGGAAAUGAGGUGAGUGUCAGACGAAAGAAAAUUUCAGGGACAUUUUUCUCAGCAUAGAAACAGAAAGAUUCCUGUAGGAAGUGCCUACACGGAAAAAAACAAUUUCAUUAACUGAAUUUUCCGUAAUUGAAUUUUCCAUAACUGAAUAUUAAGGAUAGAGAUCAAAAGAAAAACUCGAAACAAGGAUUCCUGCAGGAGGCUUCUGUUGUCGCAACUAGUAUCUUAUACAGCUGAAUGUUCAGCUAUAUUUUUCCGAUUGCGGUAUCAUUUCACUUUGAAUUUUCAUCUGAUCCCCAUUCAAUUAACUGAAUAUUUCUUUCCUUCGCGACGCGAAUCGCUUAAACUGGCGCACGGAGAAAACUACUAUGGUUGUUACAUUCAUAUAUUGUAUGGUUAGAAACAAAAUGUAUGUGAUUGCAAAGUAAAGAGAUAUAGCAUUAAAA